AUGCCCCUCCCCUCACAUUUCCGUAUUGGCUCAGUAGCGAUCAGCAACAGUACUUAUAGACACCCCAGUGCACAGGAAGGUAAGCUGCUGUCAGGCUUCACUCGUUCUGCCAGAUCUCGAGUAGCUGCCGGACGCUGUUUAGCAGCCUGCUACCACGGCCACUGGUUAAAAGUCGUGCGUGGCCAUGUCUCCUCACUAACUUUGUACAUAGUGCUCAUGGCCUCCAAGCAUUACAGACUUCUGCACGUCCCCCAGCCUAGAGCCCCACAUAUGGGGGCAGUGACAGCAGCCCAGGAGGUGGGAAACUGCAACCCCCUGAUGCCCUGUAAUUGGCUUGAGCUCACUGCAGCCAAUGGCAUUGAUAUUCCCUAUGUUGGUUACGUCGAGUUAGACGUCACUAUAUUUGGUAUGGUAGUCCCGCAGCGGGGUAUCUUGGUGGUCAAGGAGCCGUUCAGACAGCAAGCUUCAGAUGGGAUACGCCUUGCACCCCCGCUCUGGCAGCGGGCGUUACAGCACUGUCACCGAAUGGAGUCCCAGACUCUCCAGCCAGAGAGGGGAGUGGCUAAAGUGAGAGGCACAGCGUUACUCGAGCCCUUGGAUGAUUGCCAGUCUCUGCAACAGGGUCUGCUAAUCUCACCAGCUAUGGUCAACAUCCACCAAGGCCUGAUCCAAGUAACCGGAGCCCCGAGCUGUCCGAAACCGGGGAGUGGGCCGCAGAUGGCCUCUGGGUGCCCCACUAGCGGUCAGCUCCGCCCCCGGGUCACGGGUUGGACUCCUACCAGCCCCACAUACGGUCAGCCCUGCCCCCAGCUCACGGUUUGGACCACCACCAAGACGCUCUACCCGUCAGACAGCCGGCCAGCAUCCUAA
Messenger RNA from Knipowitschia caucasica, 870 nucleotides. The record is from the annotation of a GenBank genome assembly. Lineage: Eukaryota; Metazoa; Chordata; Actinopteri; Gobiiformes; Gobiidae.